AUGGCCCCUCCAAACAAAGCCCAAAUCGACGAUCUCAUCACCCGGUACAUUAAAUACGCCCACAACGACGCUAAACCCGACAUCCAACUCAUCGGCGACAUCGUCAAAGCCUACCAAUCCUUCCCCACCGGCGAUUGGGAAUACCACGGCAGCCCUGGCAAAUCUCUGGUCUCCUGCUUCCAAGGCAUAUCCUUCAUUUGUUGGAAAUUCAGUAGCAUCAACAAUGCCGCCAACGCUGACGACGCUGUGUCGCUUUACGAGGGCCUCACGUUGCAGAAUUAUAAUGUUUGGUUGUCGAUGACGGAUCGUACGAAGAAGGAGAACUUCAAGAGGGAUUGUUGCGCGUUGACGGAUACAGAUACACUGAAGGAUUAUCGGGAUAUUACUUGGGAUAAGAAGCCUCAGAGGAGGGAUAUCUGCCAGGCGGCGAUGACGGUUACUUCGUCUAUGUAUGGGCCGGGUACUCCUCCGGCGGUUGUGUCGGGGGCGCUGUGGUAUAAGAGGAACGAGAACCAGAAUGCUUAG
Marasmius oreades (fairy-ring Marasmius) is the source of this 525-nucleotide messenger RNA. RefSeq lists its product as uncharacterized. The transcript has a single exon. The record is from RefSeq and is a predicted model, not a curated record. Lineage: Eukaryota; Fungi; Basidiomycota; Agaricomycetes; Agaricales; Marasmiaceae. The coding region runs from base 1 to 525 and encodes 174 amino acids.